Camelina sativa (false flax) is the source of this 1828-nucleotide messenger RNA. RefSeq lists its product as uncharacterized. NCBI's taxonomy places the organism in Eukaryota, Viridiplantae, Streptophyta, Magnoliopsida, Brassicales, Brassicaceae. The record is from RefSeq and is a predicted model, not a curated record.
AAAUGGCCAUCUUCGAUCCGUUUAAGCUCCGCUACAAACCGCCGUCGAUAUUUCCGGCAACGACUGUAAAACCUAGCAAUGUUCUCUCCCUCGUCUCCAAGUUCUUCUUUACCAUAUGCAUCUUCAUCUCCGUUGCUCUGAUCUUCUUCUACAUCAUCUUCUCCGAUUGCUCCGAUUGCCACCGCAUCAUCGGCCACCGUCGCUUAGGUCCUUACAAUGUAAACUCCACUACAAACUCGUCAGCUUCUUCCUCGACCAUCCUCCGUAAGAAUCAGUCCUCGGAGGCCACCGAUGUCUCCCACAUAGUGUUCGGGAUUGGUGGCUCCAUUCAAACGUGGGGAGAUCGCAGCCGUUACUCCGAACUGUGGUGGCGUCCUAACGUCACCCGCGGCUUCGUAUGGCUUGACGAAGAACCGCCUCUUAAUAUGACGUGGCUCUCAACUUCUCCACCGUACCAAGUCUCGGCGGAUACCUCCCGGUUCAACUACACUUGCUGGUAUGGUUCAAGAUCAGCUAUACGAAUGGCGAGAAUCAUCAAAGAGACUUUUGCGUUAGGGUUAACGAACGUGAGAUGGUUCGUGAUGGGUGACGACGACACCGUUUUCUUUGUGGACAAUCUUAUAACGGUUCUAAGUAAGUAUGAUCAUAAUCAAAUGUAUUACAUUGGAGGAAACUCGGAGAGUGUUGAACAAGACAUCGUUCACUCAUACGCUAUGGCUUACGGUGGCGGAGGUAUGGCAAUUAGUUACCCAUUAGCCGUCGAGCUUGUAAAGAUAAUCGAUGGUUGUAUUGAUCGUUACGCAUCGUUAUAUGGAUCUGAUCAAAAGAUUGAAGCUUGUCUAAGCGAGAUUGGAGUUCCCCUUACCAAGGAACUAGGUUUCCAUCAGGUGGACGUACGUGGAAACCCGUACGGUUUACUAGCUGCCCAUCCGGUGGCUCCUCUGGUUACGCUCCACCACCUCGACUACGUUGACUCAAUAUUUCCAGCGACGAACCAAAUCGACGCCCUAAGAAGACUCAUGUCAGCAUACAAGACGGAUCCAAGCCGGAUCAUCCAGCACAGCUUCUGCCAUGACCCGAGCCGGAACUGGUCUGUCUCGGUUUCAUGGGGCUACACCAUUCAGAUUUAUCCGUCUUUGGUCACGGGUAAGGAGCUUGAGACGCCGUUUCUUACGUUCAAGUCGUGGCGGACAUCGAGCUUGGAGCCUUUCUCGUUUGAUACCCGACCCAUCAGCGGAGAUCCAUGCGAGAGACCCAUUGUUUAUUUCUUGGACCGGGUUUAUGAGGUAGGGUCAGGGCAGACUCUUACGACGUAUCGGAAACAUGUUGACGUGGGCGAGGCGCAAUGUGAUUCGCCGCAUUAUUCUCGCGCCAACUUGGUUGAGUUCAUCGACGUUUCGGCUACCACAUGGAGGCCUGAUCUAUGGAAAAUGGCACCACGUAGACAGUUCUGUGAAAUUGUCAACAGUGAAGGAGACUCGAAAAAUGUAAUCCAUGUCAAGAUACGGCAUUUUAAUCCUUUCGAAAGUGUAUCUCUUCCAACAAAGCAUCCGAGCGAAAAAUGAAUGGAAGGUUUCACAAUUCGACAGAUGGAUCGGCUCCCUUUUAUCUUCUGAGACUAUAUAAAGUUUCAUAUCAAGAGAAGUUGAGCAACAAUUUUCUUAUUCGUUCGUUUAUGUAAGUAUAUCAACUAACUUAAAAUCAUAAACUUUGGCUAAAGUCAAAAUUAUACAGAUUGUUACAUUUUUUUAUUAUAUCAAAUAUAAUUAUAGUUUUAUUAACUCAUGUAAUACAUGUUUUCCUCCAAAAGUUAAUAUAGCUAGAGGAG